GCUGAUUGCCUCCAGACAGACAUAACAUGGCCGACCUGUCAGAAGCCCAAUGAGGAAACGGCCGAGUUUAGCAUAAUCGAUACCCUUUUCACGUCGUUUGGGCUCAUAUUUCACUAUCGUGGACAACAUUUGCCAACAGUAACUAAGGUGAGUUUAAUAAGAAGAUCCCUGAAAGUGCGAGAGUAGGCUCUCAAUGAAUCACUGCCUAGCUAGCUAACGGUUAGCUCGUGUGAUAGCUAACUGGCUAUAACACAGAUUGAAGGGUUUGUACAAAUCUUUAGCUAUAACAAGCCAGUCUCAGGCAGUGCAUAAACAUUCCCUCAACUAACUAACUAGCUAGCUAUCAUUCCAAAGAAAAUUUUGCGAAAGCUUGUGACUUCCCUAUGAAACCUUGCACUGCAGUGUUCGUAGUUUGCUAGCUAGCUAAGGUAACUAGCUAAUUUGGUUUACAUGCAAGAAAGCAGCCGGUGGUGGCAGCUCAUUUAGCUCGCAUUUGCCAAUGCAUGCCUGUCGCUAUCAAGUUAUAAUUUGGCCUUCUUUUCUACAAUUCAGGGAUGUAUUCAUUACGUCUUGCAACGGAAUCCGUUUAUCGUUUAAUAACCAAACGGAAGCAAACGGAACGAAACGGGAAGGACCUAACUGAAUUUAUCCAAUAGAAACGUUCGUUUUCCGUUUGGGGUAAACGGUUUCCAACAGUUGAAACUUUUUGCAAAUUAAUCGGUAUAAUGAAUACACCCCAGCUACUGGAUCGCUUCAGUUUGUACGAAACAGGAGGGAACGUUUUUAUAACGGUUCUUGCCACGCUGAACGCCCGUUUGAAAUGUUUUCCCCAUUUUUAUUACCACUGAACAAGCCCCCAAUAUUGUUUCAGAUGAGCGGGUUGCCAGAUGGCGUGGUGAAUGGCCCCAGCCAGAGCAACCAUGCAGGGAAGGAUGGCCAGGUGUGGGAGAGACCCUGGACCCUGGAAGAGAUGCGACAGACCAGCGCCAACUGGUCCCUGGCUGCAGACUCAGGGGUAGGCUAAGUGGCAUUUGUUUAUGGCCUUCAUUUAGGCUAGUAUCUCUGAGUUAUUAUUCAGUCUCUGAGUACCUGACUGUUUCGUCUGCAUUCAGCAAUGUGUAAUAGUCUCCUAAUCUACAUAUUAUGGGUAGAGCAAUCACUUAGGAUUGUAAACAUAGCAAUGCAUUUGCAUGCAAGAGAUUAACUAUUUCUCUCAGUGCCAAACACAAUGGCCGCUUGUGGAAAAUCGGAUACACUAUUGAAUAGAUGAAGAUGAAACCGAUGUUAGUAUCCCCUCCUCCACAGCUCUUCCUGUUCCUGCAAGACUUCUCCCAGAGGAUGCUGUCAAAAACUCAUGAGAUAGAGAAGCAGCUGGAUGGACUGAUCAGGGACACCAAGGCCACAGACUGCUGCCUGCAUACCGUCUUCAACGACUUCCUCAUGCUCUCCAACACACAAUUCAUCGAAAACGUAUGUUGUGGUGUGAACAGGAAAUACCAUGGUUGCGUUCAUUAGAGAAUUUUAAUGGAAGAUAAUGGUCUGAAACAGAAAGUCCUGGCACCGUUUCCACAAAGCAUCUAAGUAGGAGUACUGAUCUAGGAUCAGUUUUGCUUUUUAGUUCAUAAUAAAUAAGAGUAUAUGAACAGACCCUAGAUCAGCACUCCUACUCUAAGAUGCUUUGUAACAGAUUUGUAUUUAUUUAAUUGUACAACGGUGUGUGCAAAUUAACACAACCUAUGUUUUGUUCCUCUGUUGAGCUAGGUGCCCCUCUUCUUUAGACCUUUUGAAAUUUCACAAGCUUUUAACCAAAUUAAGAAAAUAUUAAUCGUUACAUGGUCAGGAAAAUGUGGAAGUCAUCCCCACUGGGACUAUUAGGAACUGAGUCCUCUUGUGUUUCAUCAUGUGGUUACUGAUGGUGGCUCCUCUGUUUGCUGACUAUAUCACAGAGGGUGUUAUGUUUGAUAUAUUCUAACUCAUUCUUCUGUAUUGAUUGUGUGAUGUUACUGAUCUUUGUUUGUUGACCUCAUCAGAGAGUGUAUGAUGAGGAGGUGGAGGAGCCAGUGCCAAAGGCUGAGGCCAUGGAGAGACAACCUGAACUGGUAAAUAAUCGACCUAUUCCUUCCCAUAUAUGUAGUUUUUUUGUGAUGUUAUGUGUAGGCCUGUGACAUCUUAAUUUCCUCCCUGGGGUUAAAGUUCAAUUCAAUUUCUUCCCCAGGAGAAGACUCGUGAGCAGAAGGAAGCCGAGCUAAUCCCUAAGGUCCAGGAAGCAGUGAACUUCGGUCUGAGGGUGCUAGACUCUGCCUUCGAGCAACUGGACAUCAAAGCAGGAAACUCUGACUCGGAAGACGAGGAGGCCACAGACAGAGUGGAGCCCAUACUAGAGCCCAAGGUGAGGGUGGAAUUCAAUCAUCAUUCAAGUUACUUAUGCCUGCAGAUAUCAUGUUAGGAUUAAUACUAGGGGUGUAAUACACGUAUUCGUACCCAACCGUUCGGUACGGGGACCUUGGUUCAGUCCUCACUGUGAACCCGAAUUAAUACUUUAAAAAAGUAGUAUAUAAUAACCUAGGCCUAUAGGCUAUGCCUACGCUACGUUGCCUCUUGAGUAAAUCUGAGCUGAAAACCCCCAAUUUCUGGCUAUUCCGUUAAAACAACUAGAGCCUAUGUGCACGUUGUAAUCAAUAUUUAAAUCUUAAUUGCCGCAUUUCAAACUGUCUUUUUGUGAGGUGCAGCCGGGAACUAGUUCUGUUUGAUGGCUAAUUGGUGGGGUCGACAAACCAGGAGGAUUCUCCAUAAUCUUUUAAGUCUCCAGUUUGGGAACAUUUUGGCUUUCCAGUAGAUAACAACGGCGAUGGACAGAGAGAGUACUUUUAUUUACCAUCUACUUCACUUGCUUUGGCAAUGUUAACAUACGUUUCCCAUGCCUUGAAUUGAGAGUAUGUCGCUACUGCUCAAUGAGAAUAGCCUAUGCAGCUGCCAUCACCUCAAACAUGUUGACACAUUUACGGCGACAUCACCCAAGUAUUCCUACCACCGGAGCAAAAAAACAACACAACUUCGUCUUCCCACUGCAUUCAAGCAGCUCUUCGCAGCUGAUUCUGACCGGGCCGAAGAAAUUACAAGGGUGAUAGGUAUGUUUAUAGCCGUGGAUAUGCGCCCAUUCUCGGUGGUUGAGAAGAAUAGGGGGUUUCAGCACCUCGUGAAAGUGCUCUAGCCACAUUACGAAUUUCGCCCUCUCACACCCAUUUAAUCAAACAGGUAGUACCUGCUCUAUAUAAGAAAGCUAAAGCCGAAGUUGUCAAUGAAUUGCACUUACUACAGAUGGAUGGACCUUCAGGGCUACAGAGAGCUACAUUAACAGUGACAGCCCAUCACAUUACCCUAGAGUGGGAAAUGAGAAGUACCGUGCUACACACCCUCUUUAUGAGAGCCUAAGAAGUGCGCAUAUUUUUCUCUUCGUAAGAAAACAUUAUAGCAUAGGCCAUCCAAUGUCAUGUUUACAUAUUGAUUUCACACGCCUAUUGCAUUUUAUUUUAGUGUUGUUGAUGAGCGAUCGUGUGUUUUCAUUUUAAGAAAAUACAACGUGUGGUAUUCCUGAUUGUGCUUUUAUCAGACAUUAUAAACUGGGUGGUUCGAGCCCUGAAUGCUGAUUGGCUGACAGCUGUGGUAUAUCAGACCAUAUACAACGAGUAUGACAACUUUGUUGUUACUGCUCUAAUUACGUUGGUAACCAGUUUAUAAUAGCAAUAAGGCACCUUGGGGGUUUGUGGUAUAUGACCAAUCCGCGUUGCGUCGUGCUUUAGAACAGCCCUUAGCCGUGGUAUAUUGGCCAGAUACCACACCCCUUGGUGCCUAAUUGCUUAAUUAUAUGACUCAUGAUCAUACACUACAUUACCAAAAGUAUGUGGACACCCCUUCAAAUGAGUGGAUUCUGCUAUUUCAGUCACACCCGUUGCUGACAGGUGUAUAAAAUCGAGCACACAGCCAUGCAAUCUCCAUAAACAAACAUUGGCAGUAGAAUGGCCCAUACUGAAGAGCUCAGUGACUUUCAACGUGGCACCGUCAUAGGAUGCCACCUUUCCAACAAGUCAGCCCUGCUAGAGCUGCCUUGCUCAACUGUAAGUGCAGCUAUUGUGAAGUGGAAACAUCUAGGAGCACCAUGCGCAAUGCUAAGCGUGGGCUGGAGUGGUGUAAAGCUCGCCGCCAUUGGACUUUGGAGCAGUGGAAACGUGUUCUCUGGAGUGAUUAAUCACUCUUCACCAUCUGGCAUUCCGACGGACGAAUCUGGGUUUGGCGGAUGCCAGGACAACGCUAUCUGCCCCAAUGCGUAGUGCCAACUGUAAAGUUUGGUGGAGGAGGAAUAAUGGUCUGGGGCUGUUUUUCAUGGUUUGGGCUAGGCCCCUUAGUUCCAGUGAAGGGAAAUCUUAAUGCUACAGCAUGCAAUGACAUUCUAGAUGAUUCUGUCCUUCCAAAUUUGUGGCAACAGUUUGGGGAAGGCCUUUUCCUGUUUCAGCAUGACAAUGCCCCUGUGCACAAAGGUCCAUACAGAAAUGGUUUGUCGAGAUCGGUGUGGAAGAACUUGACUGGCCUGCACAGAGCCAUGACCUCAACCCCAUCGAACACCUUUGGGAUGAAUUGGAACACUGACUGCGUGCCAGGCCUAAUCGGCCAACAUCAGUGCCCGACCUCACUAAUGCUCUUGUGGCUGAAUGGAGGCAAGUCCCCGCAGCAAUGUUCCAACAUCUAGUGGAAAGUCUUCCCAGAAGAGUGGAGGCUGUUAUAGCAGCAAAGGGGGGACACACUCCAUAUCAAUGGCCAUGAUUUUGGAAUGAGAUGUUCUUGGCCAUGUAGUGUAUAUGGAAUCAGGAAUACCAACACUUUGUAUUUUCUUAAGUAAACAAAAGUUAACUACAGUAACUGUUGGCAUUUCAUUUUCCCACUGUUACGAAACCAAACCAAACCAUGGCCCCAAAACUGCAAUACGUACCGACCGUGGGUUUGGUUAACUGUUACACCCAUAAUUAAUACAUAUCCAGUACAUCUAAGGGAGGAUGGGCACCCCUCUGAGUCUGGUUCCUCUCAAGUUUUCUUCCCUGGCUAAUCUUUCCUUGCCACUGUGCUUCUGAUUUUCUCUUUUGGGUCUAGGCCGUAAUAAUAAGUACUUUGUGACAACUGUUGAUGUAAAAAGGGUGUUUUUGAGUAACAUUUGAUUUGAAUGAUUCUGCCCGUGUUGACCAAUGAUGUGAUCUCUGUCCUCUUCCUCCCCCCUCUUUCUUUCUCCAACCCACCUCUCGCUGUGUCUGUAGGACCUGUAUGUGGACAGGCCUUUACCGUAUCUGAUUGGCUCUCAGCUCUUUAUGGAGCAAGACGACGUAGGACUUGGAGACCUCUCCAGUGAAGGUAGGUCACCUCACCUCUGUUCUUAAUAUACAAUUUCUACUGAAAGAAAGUGUGUAUAUUCUUAGCAUGUGUUUAUAUUGUUAGUGUUCAAUACUCUCUUCCAAGCAUAGUGUUUCUUGUGUAACAUUAGUAAUGUUUCUCAUGUAUUUUUUGUAAUGAAAAUAAAUCUCUGCACACUCCGGAUCGAUGCACAAUUUUCUAUUUAUUUAGGCUGCGCUUUUGGUCGUCAGACCUUCAUCAGAGCAGACAAAAACACAUGACAGAGGCCACAUAUAGGCAACAUGUGUCAAUGCAAUCAGACAUGAUGAGCAAAACCUGUGUACAACACAAACGCCAGGAGGCACUUCAGUAAUCAGUUAUCUCAGAAAAAGUGUGACUUGACAGAGGCAGUUUAUAUUAUUUUGUUUCAGUAUAUUUUUGACGUAAUUGUAAUUUCUUAAAAUACAUUUUUACAUAAUUCAUAAAUACUUUAACAAAAAAAAUACGCCCCAAAAACGUCACUUACCAGAAUGCUAACAAAAUGCUAAUAAGUAAUGGCGGGUAGGAGCGUUGGGCCAGUAACCGAAAGGUUGGUGGAUCGAAUCCCCGAGCUGACAAGGUAAAAAUCUGUCGCUCUGCCCCUGAGCAAGGCAGUCAACCCACUGUUCCCCGGGCACUGAUGACGUGGAUGUCAAUUAAGGCAGCCCUCCGCACCUCUCUGAUUCAGAGGGGUUGGGUUAAAUGCGGAAGACACAUUUCAGUUGAAUGCAUUCAGUUGUACAACUGACUAGGUAUCCCCCUUUCCCUUACUACGGAAUCCCUAAUGCAGAUGCUAGGUAAAUGCUAACGAGGGCAUGCAUUUACUACUAAGACAGACAACCCAGCUAAUAAAGUUAUGCAAGUAUCUCAAAACGCAGUUUGCAGCACGCACAAAUCAAAUCCAAGAAGCUUGAUCUUGCAAGCUAAUGUUAGCCAGUUGGCAAAACCAAAAAAUUUAUUUGGCACAUCUUAGUUAACUUAAUAAUUAUAAGAUAUAUAGCUGGCAAACAUUAGUAGUGAAUUUCAUGCAAGUGUAACUUGAUCACCUCACUUAGGUUUCGCUGCAGGAGUGACUCACUUUACAAAGUUCCCGUUUUUUCUGGUUGUGUUUCUAUGUAAACAAACACACGACUGGCUCAAACAGAUGGCUCAAAUUGCUGUUUUGGCAAACUAGUGAGCUUUGGGAAACGGUAAGCUUCAUAAUGAAGAAUAAUUUUGCCUGUUAGAUGAUGCAUGCAAUCUGCUUUAUCUUUAACCUAGUGCACAAGUUGACUACAGGUAUUUAUUUAGAAAGUACAAAUAUUAAAUUGUAUUUACUUGACGGUAUUGAAAAAUCAUACCGAGGGUAUUUCGAAAUACCCCGGGAUACGGUAUACCGCCCAACCCUGUAGCACCUUUUGGUCGAAUGCCAAGCAGUUGCCAUAGCAAGCGGUGAUGCAGCCAGUCAAGAUGCUCUCAAUUGUACAGCUGUAGAACCUUUUGAGGAUCUGAGUGCCCCUGCCAAAUCUUUUCAGCCUCCUGAGGGGGAAGAGGCGUUGUCAUGCCCUCUUCACGACUGUGUUGGUGUGUGUCGACCAUGAUAGACCCUUUGUUAUGUGCGCACCGAGGAACUUGAAGCUCUCGACCCGCUCCACUACAGCCUCGUAGAUGUGAAUGGGGGCGUGCUCCGCCCUCCGUUUCCUGUAGUUCACGAUCAGCUCCUUUGACUUGCUGACAUUGAGGGAGAGGUUGUUGUUCUAGCACCACACUGCCAGAUCUCUGACCUCCUCCCUAUAGGCUGUCUCAUCGUCGUCGGUGAUCAGGCCUACCACCGUCGGGUUGUCGACAAACUUAAUGAUGGUGUUGGAGUCGUGCGGCCAAUCAGUCGUGGGUGAACAGGGCGUACAGGAGGGGACUAAGCACGCACCCCUUAGGGGCCCCCGUGUUGGGGUUCAGAUUGGCGGAUGUGUUGUUGCCUACCCACCACCUGGGGGCGGCCGUGAGGAAGUCAAGAUCCAGUUGCAGAGGGAGGUGUUCAGUCCCAGGGUCCUUAGUUAAUUGAUGAGCUUGGAGGGCACUUUGGUGUUGAAUGCUGAGCUGUAGUCAAUGAACAGCUUUUCACAUAGGUGUUCCUCUUGUCCAAGUGGGAGAGGGCAGUGUGUAGUACAAUAGAGAUUGCGUCAUCUGUGGAUCUUUUGGGGCGGUAUGCGAAUUGGAGUGUGUCUAGGAUGAUGGUAUUGAUUUGAACCAUGGCCAGCCUUUCAAAGCAUUUCAUGGCUACACAUGUGAGUGCUACGGGACAAUAGUCAUUUAGGCAGGCUACCUUUGCGUUCUUGAGUACAGGGACUAUAGUAGUCUGCUUGAAACAUGUAGGUGUUAGACUGGGUCAGGGAGAGGGUGGAAAUGUCAGUGAAGACACUUGCCAGCAGGUCAGCGAAUGCUCUGAGUACGAGUCCUGGUAAUCCGUGUGGCCCUGCGGCCUUGUGAUUGUUAACCUGUUUAAAGGUCUUACUCACAUUGGCUUGAUCACAAAGUCGUCCGGAACAGCUGCUGCUCUCAUGCAUGGUUCAGUGUUGCUUGCCUCGAAGCGAGCAUAGAAAGCAUUUAGCUCAUCCGGUAGACUUGCGUAACUGGGCAGCUCGCGGCUGGGUUUCCCAGCCCAAAAAAAGAAAGCAUACUUUUUUACAUUUAGCUCAACAUUAAAUUACUUCACCAAUCAUGCAGUGCAGAUAGAGCAGCUUGCUAUGGAGCAGGCAAGCUAUAGCUCAGUGAGUUGUUUACAUGCGUGAUGGAAAGACAAGCGUAGGGUGCAAUUUUGCGGGUGGGGAGAGAGGGUGGAGGAGGAGUGGAGGCUUAGAUUGAAGUGCUGGGCAUCUUGUGAUGACAUGCAUUAUCUGAAUUAGGCCCAUAUAAUUAUUCUAUGGAAGAACUUUGAAUGUCUGAGCUUCAGAGUUGGCUUAACGUUGGACCAGAGAAGCUAACUAGCUAACAAUCUUGUGUGUGAAGAGCGGCACCUGAAUUAAUAACACCUUUUAACUUUUUGUAGUUAAUAAAUCCAAUGUGGAAUGUGAUAACUAUAGCAUCCCUAACUAGCAUUGAAAAAGUUAAUCCAUUCUUCUCUAAUUAAAAAGCCCUCUGUCUUUUGAAUCAUGCUUGUAAUGUCCGUAGGCUACAGCUCUGCUUCGGAGGGGCAGGGGCAGGUAGCCUACACACACACCACCAACGUUUCUCAGCUGGCAGGCAGACACUGGAAGAAGGGAGGGCUUUGCAUAGGCGCUUUGUUGCAUUUUUUUGUGGGACUGAAAUAGAAAUGCCCGGAACGUAAAAUAACUUUAACCUAUUCACAUGCUUUUAAAAAUAACUGUUCUGUUCCGGGACAGUGUAGAUCACUUUCGUUCCCUGUUCUGAUUCUGUUCCCUGAAAAAUGUUGUUCUUUUCCAAUUUUCGGUUCUGUUCCCUGAACCGGUUCCAACCCCUGCUGGGAAGAGUAACCUCUGUCGAAGAACCUCUGUCAUGUGUUUUUUGUGAAACCGGUGUGGUUUUUUACUAUACAGAAAUAUCCAUCGACAGCGAUCGAGACAGUGUCAUCGACAGUGAAGAUGGCAAAGAUGCUGAUGUAAGACUUUUUUUCUUUACUCACCCAGAAAGAAUCAGAUGUUUUUUAGAGAGUGAAGUUGGCAUAAUUUUACAUCUUGAUCCAAAUAAGGUGAAAAUACAGAAAAUUAUAUUUGAUUCAGAUCAUUUUAUUAUCCCUGUGGUGUUUAUGAACAGCAGUCAGACGAAGACUUUGACCAGGAUGAGGAGGGGCCAAGCAGCAUUAAGAAGGUGAGGUCAAUUUUACUCUUGACUGUCAGGGUCAACGUUCAAACCCAGAGUUUGUGGAUAUCUUUGCGAUAACAAUAACAAAUGUACAGGAUUGUAUCUCUGUGUGAACAAUUCUGACAAGGGAUGAUUAGGGUAUUUGCCAAUUUAAUCAAAGACGGAAGGCAACAGAAAAGUGUGCAAUUGCUUGAGUCCUACCUACUCUGGACACUGGCCAUAAGAAUGCUGUUGUUUAUGGUGACGAUGGUAAUGAUUACGUUUAACAUUUAAGUCAUUUGGAAGACGCUCUUAUCUUAGUGAGGAAUGUAAUGCAAUUUGCAACAGCAUGGAUGACGUUGAAUGAUUUCCUCUGCAGAAGUCGUCCAUGUUGAGUGAUGAGGACGAGGGGGAAGAAUCAGACAUAUUCGGAGAAUCGGACAAAGAUGAUGAUGAAGAUAGCAGAACGGUAUGUUUGUGAUUAUAGUUUGCUGCUGGAUAAUGAUACUAACAUUAUUACAAACAGGUAAUUUAUUAAAUAUUACCAAACAUUUAUUUAUCCAGGUAAGUCAACAUUGCUAAUACGUUAUAUGUAUGACUUAAGUGAAUAUAGCGAAUAUAACAUGUUAAGAGUUAAUUGCAUGUUUACGUGUCCCCUUGCAUGAAUAUUAAUGUUCUAUUCCACCUCUCUUUUACGUAAGUCUUUGUGUCACAUUCAGAACACAGGACCAUCAUCCUUUGCUGAUGAGCUGGCUGCCAGAAUCAAAGGGGAACCUAUCAGCAAGCCGGAGGGAGAUCGCACAUGUAAGUUGACUUGAUAUAACCUGCAUGGCUGCAGGAAUAUGUUUAGGGGUGGGGCUGCUGAGAAAUGUUUUUCUCCCUGUGCUGCUGACUACUAUUUUUGUCCACUCAUACAGGAGUAAAAAAGGCCCAGUGCACACUUUGUUGUGUAUUUAUUAUUCUGAUUUAUCAGGGGGUUGUUGCAGCACCCCUACUCCCCGCAGCUAUGAUGACCUGUAUUGCAAACUGUUCAACACUAAAGUUGGGCGGUAUCCAGAUUGUCACACCGUUUCUGUACUAUAGCGGGGCAUACGAUAUUACCGAAUGUAAUAUAUCUUAAUUUAUUUUUGUAUUUUUACGCACAAAACAAUUUAGGCAACAGGAAGGGAUUGAAAGUCUCUGCUGUAACCAAUAAGCUUCCUCUUGACAUCUAGCCACUUGGAUAGCAAGCUAGCAAACCAAAUGCAUAGCUGGAGCCCUGAGCUAGAUAUUAUUUAUUUGACACAUCUUAGAUUUCUUAUAGUUCUACUUUCUUAUAGAUAGAAGCAGUGGCGUAUAUGCCGCCCUAGGCUAGACAAAAAAAUUGCCAACCCUCCUCCUAUCCCCGCAAAGUAGAAUAAAAGCCUAGGCCAGGCCUGGAAUUUCAUGAUUUUAGGGGCAAGGCCAUUUGGCCUUCAAGAGGUGCCCAAUCUUCCAGGGCACCAAGGCCAUCUGCCAGGGCACCAAGGCCAUCUGCUAGGGCACCAAGGCCAUUAACUAAAAUAGCCAAUUUAAAUAGAUUUAAAAAACAAAAAACAGUGGCUCUUCUGUUAAGAAAAAACAACUAUGUAAAUGUACAUAAAUAAUUAGGCUACAUGUCGAAGUGUAGGUGAAAUCCUAUGCGUAUUGGCUACAGCCUAUAAUGUCUAGACCGAUGCUGACAUGAGGGAGGUGCCUGAAAAUGUAGCCAAACUUUUAUUUGACUUUUAAUUACUUUUAAUAUAUAUAUAGGCUAAAUGCCACUCAUGUUUGACAUAUAAUGUAGGACUGUUAUUAAUAUCUAAAGGCUUGACUCUGUCGACAUGUUAGUUCAGAUAGGAGAGAAAGGGCAGUGCCUGUUGCGCACUGCAACAUCACCCACCUUGAAACUAUUUAACCAUAAAUGUAUGGCCGUCGGUGCUGCCAGAAACUUUGAGCUCUGGCCUAGGCUAUACAGUAUCGGCCCACAAUGCACUUUAAUGAAUGCCUAUCCAUGUGGUAGCCUAUUGUUUGUAAAACAGGACGUUGCAUUGGCUUUAUAGUCCUGAUACUUGACAAAGACUUACGACUAAUCAUUUAGGCUAUUCAAGCUCUGAAUAUCAGCUACCAUAGGCGGCACGUCCUAAAGUAAAUUGAAAUAUAUUUGCCAAAAUUAGAUAAAUGCAUUCAUUCAAAAUACUUCACCAGAGAGCAUGACUUAGCCACAGAGGAUCAUUAGCUUCUAACAUUUUUUUUGCUGUGGAUUGUUUCAAAUCAGAAGUGAGUAUGCUUAGUUGGGAAGUCAGCAAUUUGGGCAGCACGCAUGGCAAUAGGCCUAGCUGAUUAUUGAGUUGCGGCUAUCAGUGAAAAGCAUAAAAAAUAUGUGUGAAGACAAUGUGUCUUGAGUAUCAUUUUAAAUAUUAAGACAAGACAAAGUAGAUGGGUGGGUGGAGAGGAUAUAGGCGCAUCGCUCUCCAGAAUGCACUCAGCUCUCCAGAAUGCACUCAGCUCUCCAGAAUGCACUCAGCUCUCCAGAAUGCACUCAGCUCUCCGGAAUGUGCUUAGCUGUCUCGCCAAUUCUUGUGCAUACAUUUUUUCAUUGUGUGAAUUGUUUAUUUUUAUCAAUUCCCCAUUACAUAUGUCACCAGUAGUAAAUUUACCAUUAAUCGGCGUCAUUUGGUUACAUUAAUUUCUGUUAAUGCAUGUAUUAAUUGCAGUCAUUUACCGUUCUCAUUCUUUCUCGGAGUGGAAACGUUGUUUGCAGAGUUCACAAACUGCUACACUUGUAAGAAACAAGUUUUGGUUUAUUUCAUACCAUUUACGAGUUUUGUAAAAAAAGAUGUAAUUGUUUUUUGUUUGGAGAGCAAUGAGCAUGUGUUUGGUUUCUUUCUCUGUCCUGUUAAUGUAGAUGUAGAUCGGGCACCUAUGCACGCAUAAAGUAGGCUAAUUGGCAUGCUCACGCAAAUGUAGGAAAGUGCCCGUUUGGGGAUACCUGAUUUAUGACCACCACUAAUAAUAAUAAUAAGCUGAGCUUCUCAGUCAUUUUUGUAACCAUGUGACAAUGAUUUUGAGAAUGACACUGUUCCACGAAAAUGCCAAUAUGAAAAUAUAACUGCCGCGCAGAUUGGUAGGAUAAAUUCUUAGCUUCCCCAAACGUGAAACUCGCGCUGCCUAUGUCAGCUACCCAAGUUUAUCAGGCAGUGUAUUAUCUUGGAAAAUGCAGUUCAUAGCCUAUUUUCUUCUUCGCCAUGAUCAGAUCAGAAAUUGACAAAUGGGUCUAAUUAUCAUGACAAUUUAGCCCACUGAGUGAAACUCCCAGACAGAGGUCGUGAGUAGCCUAAUUUCAUUCCCUAGGCUACUGUCCAUUUUAUUUUGACCUGUCCUGUUUUUAGGAUAUGGUGUGUUUGUUAACAUGUUAAUUCAUAUUCACAUCGAAGCACAUUGUUUUUUGAUAGGGCGUCAUUUAGGCUAUUUGAUCGGAAACACGCAUGAUGUAAAAAGUGUCUGUCUCAUGAUAUUGUCAUGAAUUUGGUCGCCAUGUAGGCUACAGAAAAGGCCACAGAGGCUAUAGACUCUUUCUAGUGUAAAGGCUACAUGAUUUGACGGAGCGUUGGUGGAGCACUGCAAUGCUGCAUCUCUCCAACAGCACGAUGGAGAGGUGCGCUGGGCAUGGACAAGAUAGAUAUUUUGCAACCGUCUUUAUCAGAGUGGGCACUACUUAUAAUGGGAUGGCAUCAUUAUUUGUUGUUGGAGGUGCGUCUUGGUCAGUUUAGCUGGGAAAAUGCUGCCCUUUUCAAUCUGCCACCUUGGCGGCCGCCCUGCACACACUUUUAUGUCAGAUGGUCCAGCACCAUCCUCAGACAAUUGCUUACAUUUUUUGUGUAAUUCUCAAUUCAGGAUAAAAUCUUGCUAUGUCAUGUGAUUGCGCAAAACACCGGGCCCUACAUUUUAUACAGAAACCGUUUGGCACUUACGAUACAAUGCACUCAAAAAAAUUCAUUCAUCUUUCCUCCCUAUUUUUGAAUCGUAUCAUCACUGUUUGCUCCAUAUAGUCUUCAAGUUUCAAGAUGUGUUUUCAGUUUAUGUAGGCCAUACAUCAAAUGUGAUGUCAUACAGCAGAAAAUAUCUGUCUUUGAGAAUUACAACAGUACAAACAUGUUUCACUACAUAUUAUUGUUCUGCAUGUGCAUGCUCAUGUUUCCUUUCCCAUGUCACCUCUGAAGCGUUGUCGUCUGCCUCUAAGAAGAAGAGUCAAACAAAGAAAAAGCCCAAGCCUGAGAGGCCACAGGGUAGGACAUUCAUUCACUCACUUAUGUAAAAGAGGGUUUUCUUUACUAUGCGUCGUGAACAAGCACCUAAUCUCACACUCUAUGCAUCCAAUUACACUGAGUAUACCAAACAUUAGGAACACUUUCCUAAUAUUGAGUUGCAUCCCCCCCCCUUUUGACCUCAGAACAGCUUCAAUUCAUCGGGACAUAGACUCUACAAGGUGUCGAAAGCGUUCCACAGGGAUGCUGGCCCAUGUUGACUCCAAUGCUUCCCACAGUUGUGUCCAGUUGGCUGGAUGUCCUUUGGGUGGUGGACCAUUCUUGAUACACACGGGAAACUGUUGAGCGUGAAAAACCCAGCAGCGUUGCAGUUCUUGACACAAACUGGUGCGGCUGGCAUCAACUAGCAUACCCUGUUCAAAGGCACUUAAAUCAUGUCUUGCCCAUUCACCCUCUGAAUGGCACACAUACACAAUCCAUGUCUCAACUGUUUCAAGGUUUAAAAGUCCUUCUUUAACCUGUCUCCUCCCUUUCAUCUACACUGAUUUGAAGUGGAUUUAACAGGUGACAUUAAUAAGGGAUCAUAGCUUUCACCUGGAUACACCUGUUCAGUCUAUGUCAUGGAAAGAGCAGGUGUUCUAAAUGUUUGCACACUCAGCUUAGCAGGGACAAUAUACAGUAACUGUUACUUCAUAACACUUCAGUCAGAAGAAAGUAACUGAAUUAGAUAUAAUUUGUCAUAAGUAAUUUGUAAUAAAAUGACAUUACAGAAUGUAUAUAUUUAUAUGUUUCUUGUUGACACCUGACCUGUUUGUUUGUGUUGUAGCUAUUGAAGAUGACAGCGAGGAGUUGUUUGGGCCGCCCAAGAUGGAGGACGAGGACUUCUCUCCGUUCGGAGGGAAAGGAGGCCUCUUCAGCGGAGGAAGAGGACUGUUUGAUGAUGAUGAUGAAGUAUGCUCACCUGAAUGCCAUUUUGUAGCUUCCAUAUCUUACUUUUUAAAUGUUACUUACCAAUUGUAAUUUCAAAUAAUAUGAUGGAUAGAACAAAAUCUAUCUGGCUUGUUAAUUGCUCCCAAAUAGUACAUUCAAUUAGUUUUGUCUGAAACCAUAGCAAACCUAAUGAUAUGAUGUUUGUUGUCCAGGGGGAUCUGUUCUCUGAUGCACCUAAACAGCCUGUAACAGAGGAGAAGACCAGGAACACAGCUCACGCCACAGGUAAUAAUGGCCCUACAACUAUCUGUUGAAAUACCAAGGCUGUUUUCAUUAGGGCACAUCGUAGCAAAAAUGUUUUUCAAUUGUAAAUGAAACAUUUCUUGUUGGGCAAGUUCAAAUAGUAGCUUCCAGUUUCUUUCAGUUUGGUCAUGUUUUCUUAUAAGUGAAUUGGGAAUGUUGUUAAUUUUGUAUAAUGGCUCUGGUCACGGUUUCUAAUUUAGUUGUCGUGGGUUAUCGUCUUAAUUAUUACGUGCAUUUUCCUGGACAGUAUAGAGACUUUGACCUGUAUUUCUCUAUUGUGUUUCUGCCAGAACCCGUCAAGCCUGCUAAGAAGAUUCCUUCAGGGGCUGUGUCAAUAUUCCCAGGUAACAGAGACAUGCCCCAAGGACAGCAAAGGCCUUUCAAAGAUGACAGAUUAUUACAUAGUAAUAACAGUUGGACAGUUUUGGGGGGCUUGAGGACGUAAUGCCUCUACAGAUUGUCUUGCCCUUCUGAAAUGGAAUUUGAAUUUAUUCAGUGGAAAUUUAAUUUAUUCAAUUCAAGCUAAACACUACUACAAAACACUACUACACACAGUUGACUACAUGUUGACAAUACUGUGAUGGUAUUGACAAGAUCAUCCUCUGAGUCCUGUCCUCUUCUUUUCCCUUAGAGAACAGCCUGUUUGGCAUUCCCAAUGACUCUGACUCAGUGGAGGGCAGAGAGAAUGGCAGUUCAGCCAAACCCAACAAGACCCAGACAUCAGCCCCUAGAAAUACCUCUUUAGGGGGAGGAGGAGGGGGGCUGUUCGAUGACGAUGAAGAGGAUGACUUCUUCACUGGCAAAAGCCUUAAAAAUUCCAGCUCAGGUAAGUCAGUCAAACAGUAACCGCUCUCUCUUUCUCUAGCACGUUGGGUGAGAUCCAAACUUGAAAUCAACAAUUGUAAAAUAUCAGUGUAAAUCUUGCAUUGACAUCACGCAAGUACAUAAUUUACUCCUUAUGUAUGUGAAUCUCAAGUUAGGAGUCAGCCCAUUUUCACCGUAUUUUCAUUCAUGCAGUGAGUUUCAGAUCUAACAUUUUGUCUCACUACAUUUACAUUUUUGUCAUUUAGCAGACGCUCUUAUCCAGAGCGACUAACAGUUAGUGCAUUCAUCUUAAGAUAGCUAGGUGGGACAACCACAUAUCUCAGUCAUAGUAAGUACAUUUUUCCUCAAUGUAGUAGCUAUCAGCAAAGUCAGAGCUAGUAAGGAGGAAUGUUAGUUCACAAAAGGCUUUUGGGAGGGACCAGAGGUGGCAGAACGGAGUACUCGGGUUGGGGUGUAGGGUUUGAGCAUAGCCUGACGGUAGGGAGGGGCAGUUCCUCUUGCUGCUCCGUAGGCAAAUACCAUGGUCUUGUAGUGGAUGCAAGCUUUGACUGGAAGCCAGUGGAGUGUGCGGAGGAGUGGGGUGACAUGGGAGAACGGGAAGGUUGAACACUAGGAGGGCUGCGGCACUCUGGAUGAGUUGUAGGGGUUUGAUGGCACAAGCAGGGAGCCCAGCCAACAGCAAGUUGCAGUAGUCCAGACAGGAGAUGACGUGCCUGGAUUAGGACCUGCGCCGCUUUCUGUGUGAGGUAGGGUCGUACUCUACGGAUGUUGUAGAGCAUGAACCUGCAGGAGUGAGUCACUGCUUUGAUGUUUGCAGAGAACGGCAGGGUGUUAUCCAGGGUUACACCAAGGGUCUUUGCACUCUGGGAGGGGGACACCGUGGCGUUGUCAACCGUGAUGGAGAGGUCUUGGAGCGGGCAGGCCUUCCCUGGGAGGAAGAGCAGCUCCGUCUUGUUGAGCUUGAGGUGGUGGGCCGACAUCCAAGAUGAGAUAUCUGCCAGGCAUACAGAAAUGCGUGUCGUCACCUGGGUGUCAGAAGGGGGGAAGGAGAAAAGUAGUUGAGUGUCAUCCGCAUAGCAAUGAUCGGAGAGACCAUGUGAGGAUAUGACUGCGCCGAGUGACUUGGUGUAUAGAGAGAAGAGGAGAGUUGUGAGAAAGAGGUCAAGGCCUAGGGUAGGUCUGUGUGAGUGGGACCAGUGGACUCAAUAGGCUGAGUGAAUGAGGAGCGGAUGUCGUCAACCUUCUUUUCAUAGUGUCGACAAAGUCAUCCGCGAGGAGGGUGUGGAGGAUGAGGAUUAAGGAGGGAGGAGAAGGUGGAAAAUAGUUUCCUAGGGUUAGAGGCAGAAGCUUGACAUUUAGUGAUAGAAAGUGGCUUUAGCAGCAGAUACAGAGGAAGACAAAGUAGAGAGGAGGGAGUGAAAGGAUGAUGGGUCCGGAAGUUUCGUUUUCCUCCAUUUUUGUUCAGCUACCCGCAGCCCUGUUCUGUAAGCUUGCAAUGAGCCACGGAACAGGAGGGGAGGGCCGAGCCGGCCGGAAGGAAAGGGGACAGUGCGAGUCAUAGAGUAGGGUCGAAGAGGCAGAAUCAGGAGAACGGAGGGAGAAGGAUUUAGCAGAAGGGAUAGGACAGACUAGUGGGAGAGAGAGAGAAUAUUGCGUUGGCGCAUGACCAUCUAGGUAGGGGCUGAGUGGGUAGGGUUGGAGGAGAGGGAGACAAAAAAGGAAACGAAGUAGUGAUCAGAGACCUGGAGGGGGUUUGCAGUGAGAUUAGUAGGCGAACAGCCUCUAGUAAAGAUGAGGUCAAGUGUAUUGCCUGCCUUGUGAGUGGGAGGGGACUGGGAAAUGGUGAGGUCAAAAGAGCCAAGUAGGGGUAAGAAAGAGGUAGAAAUAAAUUAAUCGAAGGCAGACACCGGGAGGUUGAGGUCGCCUAGUACGAAAAGCGGUAAACCAUCGUCAGGAAAUGAGCUUAUCAUGGUGUCAAACUUAUUGAGGAACUCUCAAUGUUAAGCUUGAGUGCACAAGUGACAGUGACAGCAUGGAAUUCAAAUGAGGAGCUGGACAGGUGAGUCAGGGAGAAAAGAGAAUCUCCACAAAUGAGUAGCCCUGUGCCACACCGCGACGAUGAGAUGCUCUCGGACUAUGAGAGAACGCGUAGGCAGAUGAAGAGAGAGGAGCUGGAGUAGCAGUGUUCUCUGGGGUGAUCCAUGUCUCCGUCAGGGACAAAAAGUCUAAGGACUGAAUGGCAGCAUAGGCUAAGAUUAACUUGGCGUUCUUGACCACAGAUCGGCAGUUCCAAACGCAGAGACCAAUAAUUACACAUGGGUUGUGCAAGCAGGGUACACUAAAUUAGAAAGGUUGCAUCUGUAAAAAGCCUACAGGGAGAGGAGCGAACAAGUAUAGAAAACACGCACAUAGUUGAAAAAGCUACAAAAGAGCAAAAUUAGAUGAUCUGUAAAUAUACUGAACAAAAAUAUAAACACAACAUGUAAAGUCUUGAUCCCAUGUUUCAUGAACUGAAAUAAAAGAUCCCAGAAAUGUUCCAUACGCACAAAAAUCUUACUGUAUUUCUCUAAAAUGUUUGGUUUACAAAUUGGUUUACAUCCCUGUUAAUGAGCAUUUCUCCUUUGCCAAGAUAAUCCAUCCACCUGACAGGUGUGGCAUAUCAAGAAGCUGAUUUAAACACCAUGAUCAUUACACAUGUGCACCUUGUGCUGGGGACAAUAAAAGGCCUCUCUAAAAUGUGCAGUUUUGUCACACAACACAAUGCCACAGAUGUGUCAAGUUUUGAGAGAGCAUGCAAUUGGCAUGCUGACUGCAGGAAUGUCCACCUGAGCUGUUGCCAGAGAAUUUAAUGUUCAUUUCUCUACCAUAAGCUGCCUCCGUCAUUUUAGAGAAUUUGGCAGUACGUCCAACCGGCCCCACAACCGCAGACCACGUGUAACCACGCAAGCCCAGGACCUGCACAUCCGGCUUCUUCACCUGUGGGAUUGUCUGAGACCAGCCACCCGGACAACUGAUGAAACUGUGGGUUUGCACAACUGAAGAAUUUCUGCACAAACUGUCAGAAACCGUCUCAGGGAAGCUCAACUGCGUGAUCGUCGUCGUCCUCACCAGGGUCUUGACCUGAUUGCAGUUUGGCGUCGUAACCGACUUCAGUGGGCAAAUGCUCACCUUUGAUGGCCACUGGCACGCUGGAGAAGUGUGCUCUUCACAGAUGAAUCCCAGUUUCAACUGUACCGGGUAGAUGGCAGACCGCGUGUAUGGCGUUGUGUGUGCAAGCGGUUUGCUGAUGUCAACGUUGUGAACAGAGUGCCCCAUGGUGGGGUUAUGGUAUGGGCAGGCAUAAGCUAUGGACAAUGAACACAAUAGCAUUUUAUCAAUGGCAAUUUGAAUGCACAGAGAUACCGUGACGAGAUCCUGAGGCCCAUUGUCAUGCCAUUCAUCCGCCGCCUUCACCUUAUGUUUCAGCAUGAUAAUGCAGGCCCCAUGUCGCAAGGAUCUGAACACAAUUCCUGGAAGCUGAAAAUGUCCCAGUUCUUCCAUGGCCUGCAUACUAAUGUCACCAUUAAGCAUGUUUGGGAUGCUCUGGAUCGACGUGUAUGACAGUGUGUUCCGGUUCCCGCCAAUAUCCAGCAACUUCACACAGCCAUUGAAUAAGACUGGGACAACAUUCCACAGGCCACAAUCAACAGCCUGAUCAACUCUAUGCGUAGAUGUCACGCUGCAUGUGGCAAAUGGUGGUCACAGCAGAUACUGACUAGUUUUCUGAUCCAUGCUCCUACUUUUUUAUUUUUUAAAGGUGUCUGACCAACAGAUGCUUAUCUUUAUUCCCAGUCAUGUGAAACACAUAGAUUUGGGCCUAAUGAAUUUAUUUCAAUUGACUGAUUUCCUUAUAUGAACUGUAACUCAGUAAAAUCUUUUAAAUUGUUGCGUUUUAUAUUUUAGUUCAGUAUAAAUAUGGUUCUGCAAAGUAUGCAUCCUCUUCAGGCUCGUAGCUGUCCGACUCAGACAUGUUUUGAUUGAAUGAUUUUGGGCGGUGUAGAACUUGAAAGCCGUGUCUGCACUGCUCUAGCCUCGAGAACCGUCAUUUGUAGGCGUGACUACUCGAAAACAGGAAGUAAGCACAGUUCGAGUUAAACACAUUCAUGCUCGUAAUAGUGAAAAUAGCCAAGUGUUUUGAUAUUGACAUGGGUGUAUACCCCACAAAGACGUGAGAUGGCUGUAAGAGUUUCUUGUGGGGACGUUCUGAAGCACGUUUUUUAUGGUGAGUCUGGCCACUACCACUAUAUGGCUCAUGCAAGCAACUAAGCCAGCCAAAGAAAUCUCAGGAAUGGAACUCUGACCAAAACAACUGUCUGGAUGAUGCUUCAACACUAAAAGUAAGUGGAAAUAUAAACUGAAAUAUCCCUUUUUAAUAGUGGUUGAUGUGUCAACAAUCAGCUGCAAGUUAUGAGCAGUCAGCAGUUCACAAACCAAGUAGGCUACUGAGAAGACAGACAGCACUUAAAGCAGAUGGCCCUAGCUAGCAAAAAGACAGUACUAGACCACAGAUGAAGACAAAAAUUAUACUUAUCACUCCUGGAGAUAUCAGGAGUCCUCUAGCUAUAGAUUGAAACACUAAAACUGUAUUUAGCGCAAGCACUAAUAAUGUGUUGUCACCUGUGUUCAGCUGGACAGGAGAAACCCAAGCAGAAGAAGACAGUGGAUCUGUUUGGAGGAGAUGAUGAGGAUGGUGACAUCUUUAGUGAGAGCGCUGUCGCCCCGCCCCCUCUACAGAGCAGGAAGGAGGUGGUGGAGGAGGAAGAACAGGUGAAACAGGCUCCUCAGAAAAAGGUGAACAUACACACGUGUACAUUGUGUUUCCAUAUUAACAAAUGUUGAUUGACUAUCAUGAUUUUAGAGUGAUCAUGAUAAUGGAUUUAGGGCACUUGGUUAUCAUGAUUAUAAGUUGCUUACUUACAGUAGUGUUCAUGAGUUAUGCUGAUGAUGAUUGUUGGUUUUAGUGAUGAAUUAUGCUGAUGGUUGUAGUGAUGAAUUAUGCUGAUGGUUGUAGUGAUGAAUUAUGCUGAUGAUGUUUGUUGGUUGUUGUGAUGAAUUAUGCUGAUGGUUGUAGUGAUGAAUUAUGCUGAUGAUGUUUGUUGGUUGUUGUGAUGAAUUAUGCUGAUGAUGUUUGUUGGUUAUAGUGAUGAGUUGUGCUAAUGAUGGUUGUUGGUUGUGUUUAGAUGCCAGCGGGAGGUGUCUCCAUGUUUGGUCCUGGUACCAAGAGCCUACUGACUGAGGCACUGAAGAAACGACAGCCCUCCACCAGCGAAGAGUCAGAGCAGGUGGGACUCCUCUUUCAUCUACCCAUCAUCUCUCUUCCAUCACUUUAUCUAUAUUUAUCUAUCUACAAUCUCUUUCUCUCUCUCCCUCACUCUCUCUUCCUAACUCUCUCUUUGUUUCUCUUGCUCUCCUUUUCAUCUCUCUCUCUCCCUCUUUCUCUCAUUGUAGAGCUGUAGAACUCUACUCAUCACCCUCUCCAUGUUGUUCAUUACAGAACGGCCCUCCUCCAGACGUGGUGAAAACCCCUGCUAAGCAGACAGAGAAACCCCAGGCGAAGAGUCUGUUCUCUGACGAUGAAGACUCACAGGUGUGCUUCUUCUUUUUAACACUCAUUCUCAAGUAUGCAUCCAUUACCUGAAUGUUGUUGAUGGAGGUACUUCGCAUGCUUAUCAAUUACAUCAAUAUCUACAUGAGCCGUACAAUUAAUGCUUAGAACGUUAGGUUGAUCAUGAAGCAUGGUGUUGUUUUACAGAUGUAACCUCACCUUUCUCUGUCUCUGUCUUUCUAGAUAUUUCAAACCAUCCCUAAGAGUCAGUCUAAGCCUGAACCCACACCUCAGAGCAAAGCCAGCAAAGCUCCUCUGUCCAUCUUCGAUGACGAGGAGGAAGAAGUGAGAAGAUGAGCCUGACCGAUAUCGGUCCAUAAAAUAUUAUAAUUUGUACCUGCAUCUUCAUAUCUAACCACUUUCUUUCAUCAUGCAGGAUCUGUUUGCGUCUGCGAAGAAGUCCAAACCAAGCCAAGCUAAAGCCGCCACACCACAAGUCAAGAAACCUGUCUCUAGCUCCCUCUUCAGUGAUGACGAGGUAAUGGGAGGGAAGGGAACCUUGCUACAUAAACUUCAGUUCAACUUCAGCCUGUCAGAAAAUAACCCUUAGCCCCCUCCUUUAGCCACUACCCCUUUGGUAUUCACAGAUCUGAAAUGCCUGGAGAGGUGUAAGCAAUAUGGUGAUGGCUCUGCCAUCCAAUGGGCUUAGGACAGCUUCAGAUAUAGCUUACACCAAUUUUAUUCCUAUAAAUCUGCAAACACCAGAAGGUAGGGGGCAAGGGGUGAAGGUUGUUUCUAUUACUUCAAGAGAUGGUAUCUAUUUAACCCUUUUGUAUUCUUUCUGUAUUAGGACCAGUGGAUGAGCUCCAAGCCUAGUGCUGGUAAGACAGAGGGUAAGACUGGAGGGAUGAAGUCCAGUACUAGUGCCCCAUCUAGUCUACCCAGUGUCAUAGCAGCUCCUAAAGACAGCCUGUUCGAUGAGGAUGAUGACGAUCUCUUUGCAGCUACCAAGGAGUCGAGGUAAACGUCAUAUCAAUAGUAGACAAAAAUACUUAAUCUGUAGUAUGACGCCUUGGUGUGGUGUUGAUGGGUGUACAUGUCUGUGUGUUUGUGCAGUCAGAAGAAGCACCAGAGAGUGUCUCUCCUGUUUGAAGAUGAGACUGAGGAUGAUGAAGAUAAGGGAUCCCUCUUCGGCUUCAAAACAAGCGUCAACAACCGCUCUACUACAGCUGACCCUAAAGUAAGCCUGGGUUACAGAUUCUGUCUGUCCACAGCCUAUUCCCUAUGUAGUGCACUAUAUAGUGAAUAGGGUGCCAUUUGAGAUGCAGCCUCUGUCAUGUACGAAUAACCUAUAGGUGAAACGCCUUCAAGACAACAAUGUAAUUGUUAAAAAGCUAAUACUUCAGUAAUGUCUAGGCUCUUGUCUAUUAUUUUAAAACAAUACAAAUAUUGAAUGAAUAUUGUUUUUAUUUAUGAUCGUUAUUGUAAGAAAGCACUGUUUUGAUGUACUGUUUAUAGAAAUACUGUGUGUGGUAACAUCCCUGCAGUGAUAGCGAUGACUGUAAUCAAUGCUACUUCAGUCCGUUACCCCCUAGCUCAUACCCUUUUCUCCUGUGCCCUUGUCCUGUUCUCUAGGCUCCUGUUGUAGUCUCCCCAGCCCCCUCGCUGCUCCACACUGACAAACCUGAGGUGACGGCACCACCUCCUCCCCCAGUGGAGGAGAAACCUGCAGAGGAGGAGAGCGUAGCGAAGGACAAGAGUCCUGAGGUGCCGUCCCUGUCCUCUCCACUAGAGGGCAGUGGGAGUAAGAAGAAGCCAGUAGGGGCCGUCAGUCUGUUUGGAGGGAUCAACGUGCUGGGAGACAGACUGGGAGCAGCCAAGGUGAGAUGCUACAUAAGGCUUAGGGUAGAAGUUCCCCCUAAGCUCAGAUCUAGGGCCAGCUAAACUCAUCCAACCCAAAUCCUAACCAUAACUUCGUUUUGGCCAUUUGGGACCUUUUUUCAAUUAAUAUUUCCGUUAUUCCUCACAUUCCCUCUCCUCGUCUCCUUCUCAAAACGCAUUGGAUGGGGAGGGACCUUUGACCUUUUCCUCCGAUAUAGCUGAGAAGGAGGCAAGGAAAGAGGAAGGUGAAUUAAGAUGGAGCCCUGCUCCUAUACCUGUGAGUGUGAGAUGCUGUAUUCACUUUGACGCCUUUCUAUCUUCCUGUCCCUUAACAAGCAGACUAAGAGCCCAUUGGACGAGCCGGACGGUGAUGACUUCCUGUCUGAGGGCCCGCCCCCCAUGGAGAAGGAGGACAAAACGAAGAAAAACGCCCUUAGUCUGUUUGAUGAUGUGGAGGAAGAGGAUGGUGCUGACUGGACUGCCCCCAUCUCCAUACCGACCAAACCAGUUGCCAAAAACACACUAAAGGUUUGUCUGAGUUAUUUUAUUCAUACUACUGAUAAUUCGUGUGUGUUUGUGUGUGUAAAUCGUGUGUGUGUGUGUAAAUUGUGUGUGUGUGUGUGUAAAUUGUGUGUGUGUGUGUGUGUGUGUAAAUCGUGUGUGUGUGUGUAAAUCGUGUGUGUGUGUGUGUAAAUCGUGUGUGUGUGUGUGUGUGUGUGUGUAAAUUGUGUGUGUGUAAAUCGUGUGUGUGUGUGUGUGUGUGUGUGUGUAAAUCGUGUGUGUGUGUGUAAAUCGUGUGUGUGUGUGUGUAAAUCGUGUGUGUGUGUGUGUGUGUGUGUGUGUAAAUCGUGUGUGUGUAAAUCGUGUGUGUGUGUGUGUGUGUGUGUGUAAAUCGUGUGUGUAAAUCCUGUGUCUGUGUAAAUCCUGUGUCUGUGUAAAUCCUGUGUCUGUGUAAAUCCUGUGUCUGUGUAAAUCCUGUGUCUGUGUAAAUCCUGUGUCUGUGUAAAUCCUGUGUCCGUGUGUUAGCCUGCGGAGGAGCGUCCUCGUACCAAGAGUAGUACCGGGGUGUUCCAGGAUGAGGAACUGCUCUUCAGUCAGACUCAGCAGAGAGACAACGACCCUGACGUUGACAUCUUUGCCACGCCUGACAAGUCUGUGGUGAGUUCUAGGGACAGUAGGCUUAGUGAGAGGGUAUAAGUGUUAGUAUUGGGCUAGAGCAAAACGCCUUGACUCACCAGGACCAGGGUGGAUGUCUUGCAUUGCAUCAGCACAUUGAGGCGUACUACUUGCUACCCCUUUGAGUGAUGAAUUCAUUCUACUAAUGAUAGUAGUGAUGAUAAAGUGUGUUCCUGUCUCAGAGCUCCAGGCCCAGCUCCGUGAGGUCAGCAGCUCCAACACUGUUUGGUGAUGAAGAUGAAGAUGACCUCUUCAGCUCUGUCAAGCCCAAAGCUCCUCCUCCGGUACCCUAUUCUAAAUCACCUCAAUCAGUCAAUACAAUAUGAAUACAACUUGAUUAAUUUACCGAUGACUGUACAUCCUCAGUCCUUUCUUUGACCUGCAUUCUCAGAAAGUAUCAGAGAAGCCCCGUAAACCCAGGAAAGACGAGCCAUCCUCAAAACCUGCUGUCACAGAGAGUGCGGUAAGGCUGAUGAAACUAAGAGUCCUAGUCUCUGCAGAAUAUGUGAUUGCCCAUGUGCUUAUGAUUUAAAGGGUGUACGUCAGAGGAGGCUGGUGGGAGGAGCUAUAGAAGGAUGGGCUCAUUGUAAUGGCUUGAAUGGAAUAAAAGGAACGUAUCAAACAUAUGGAAACCACGUUUGACUCCGUUCCAUUGAUUCCAUUCCAACCGCUACAAUGAGCCUGUCCAAAAUAACUCCUCCCACCAGCCGCCUCUGGUGUACAUAUGUAUGUCUUACAUUUUUUCAGAAUUUGAAGGAUAUCUGUAGACAGUAAUGCUUUCUCCUCUCAGUUGAUAGUUAUUAUACUGUUACAUUGCUUUUGGAGAUACUCCUGGCCAGAUUACUUAACAUGAUCUAUGUCGUUCAACUGCACAGAAGCCGACACCAAGCCCUGUAAAAUCUAAAGAGCCUUCACGGACUGGAAUACUCCAAGUAAACUUCAAAAAUGUUAAAUCAGUUUUCUUAUUAUUCAACAUUUUACUCUUUCUUUACUAUUUCUGAAUGAGCUUUCAUUCUCCCAACAUGUUUUCUGCCAGUUAUCUUUGAACCUCCGCCUUUGACGUGAAACAAGUCGUCUUUUCCACUGCUGGCUUAAAAGCUAAACUGAGACCCUGUGACUGUCAGAUUGAUUCUCACAAGGUUUCGUUUUUUACAGUCAAAUUGAAAGCGAUUGGUCAGCCUUUAUUCUUACUGAAACCACAUGAAUAGAUGUUAUUCCUACGUCUACAUUUGGACUUUUUCUUUAUCUUUAUUCUUGGGCUCUCACUUUCCUCUGUUUUGUCUACCGCUUGGUUCUGAUGAUCAUGAGGGACUGCAUGAACAAAAUGACUUGUAAAUCCAAUUGAGGACAAAUCCAAAUGUCUUCACUGUACUGUGCUCUGAUUACAAACCCUCUCUUAUUAAGGCCUUUAGUUGGUAUGAAAUUGGGCCAACACUCGUGAACAAAUGUGUUCCUCCUCCUCACUCUCAGGCCAACCUGGUGAUCAACCCUGCUGCCCUCCUGCCUGACGCGGUCUCUCAGAUCUCAGGGGGGGUCAGUGUACUCCCAGGCUUGAGCUCCAGCCCCACCUCCCCCAGCCCCAGCUCCUCAGGCCCCAGUGCCAGCCUCACCCCUAGUCCUGCCGGGACCAAGCCCCCCAGCAACAGAGGGGUUAGCUUCGACAACCCAGUCCAGGUGUCCACGCUACAGAGUGCGAACAAGGUGGGUCAAGGGUCAGAGGUCAGGCACUGGGGUGGACAUAAUGGAACAGGGUGGGGGAAACAUGGAACACCUACUUUUGAUCCUUAAAUCAUAUAAAUAAAAUGUAUAAAGCUCUAACCUUGUUCCUUCCAAAAUAAGCCCGUGAUGACUCCAUGUGUCUUCUCUUCCUGUAGGGUCGAGCUAAAGGCUCCAUCCGCCGCAGGCCCCAGACCAGGGCAGCACGGCAGACGGCAGCUCAGAGCUCUGUGGAGCAGAGAGACGAGAACCAGAGAGAGGACCAGGCCGGACCCAGCCCAACCCAGCCUAGCCCAGCACUACCUAACCUAACUCCUCCCAGGCCUAGUCUACCUAACCAAGCCCCAACCACUGCCUUACCCUCCAUCUUACCUGCUUCCUUACCCUCCCAACCCCUGCUCACCGAUGUCUCUGUUAGACCGUCAGUGCUAACACUAGCAGUGUCCAACACCCCUCUAAAGAAAGACACUUCUAAGGGUAGCAAGGUGAAGGUGCUGCCCUCUCCUGACGAGGAUGACCUGUUUGGGUCCGACAGCCUCUUCGGGUCUGCCCCUGCCCCAGGCCCCAAACUCACCACCCCCUCACCCAUACUCACUACUCCAUCCCCCAAAUACACAACAAAGACUACAGAGGGCGAAGUGACGUCGAAGAAUGAGAGUGAGAAGGAGAAGGAGACGACCCCUCAGUCCCUCUUUGACGACCCCAUGGGUGACCUGUUCAAGAAGGUGAAGCCGAGGUCGGCUAAGAAGGCCAAGGCAUCUUCCUUCCUGGAGGAUGAGGAGAAGGAUGAAGAGGAUAUCUUUGGGCUGGGAAAGAGUUCCACUCCCACUACUGCUGCUGGUGGUAAAGACACUAAGGCUGGGAGCAACUCUACUCCCAAGCAGGACAUCUUCCAGGUAUUGGUCAUGAUGAUCAAUAUUGUCAGUCAAUUGAACUAUCAGUCAGUCUGUUUAUGAUUUCAGUUUUAAAAUAUAUUGUGCAGGCCGGAAUUUACAAUAACUUUUCAUUGUAACAGUCUAAAUGCAGUUGGUCUGUCACAGCGCAUGCUGGGUCAGCACAUCUGUUUAUCCAACAGUCACGAUCUCUGCAACAGGAGGAGGAAACAAAUCAAUAUAUUCCUUGGAAAGUGUGUGUGUGUCGUGUCUGUGUGUGCUUCUGGUCUGAAUAUGUCUGUUUCUGUUUUCACAGGAUGAAGCAGAGACGCCACCCAAAACCCACAUAAAGCACAAAGAGAAAUCCCUGGAUGCCAGCCUCUUUGACGACAACGUUGACAUCUUUGCUGAUAUGACGGCCACUUCAAAACCAAAAGAGAAGAAGUCCAAGAAGGUGGAGACUAAAUCAAUAUUUGAUGAUGAUAUGGGUGAGUGUUUGCAGUGCACAGAUUUCAGAAUAUCUAUAACUUGCUUGUUUAUUGUUCCUCAAUAACUGUUUCAACAUGUAUGUUGAAAUUCACCACACACACAGACAAAUACAGGUAUACCUGCACACCACAGGAGGUUGGUGGCACCUUAAUUGGGGAGAACGGGCUUGUGGUAAUGACUGGAGCGGAAUCAGUGGAAUGGUAUCAAAUAUAUCAAACACAUGGUUUCCAGGUGUUUGAUGCCAUCCCAUUCACACCUUUCCGGACAUUAUUAUGAGCCGUCCUCCCCUCCGCAGGCUCCUGUGGUACACACACACAAAAACAAACUCACACACAUAGUCUUACAAUGCCAUUGCCACCAGGUUGAACUGAAACAUUUACAGUACUGUCCAUACUUCUCUCUCUGCAGAUGACAUCUUCUCUCCCAGCACUGUGAAGCCAGUGGCCAAGCAGCCUCCAUCCAAGUCCAAGAAGAGCCCUCCCUCCCAGGACACCAGUGCAGCGGACGACUCGGGCAACAUCUUUGACGACCCUCUCAACGCUCUGGGCGGGAACUGAACCGUGGACCGUUCCUGAGGAGCUAAAACAUUGGCUGCAUCCCAAAUGGCACCCU
Messenger RNA from Coregonus sp. 'balchen', 27845 nucleotides. NCBI's taxonomy places the organism in Eukaryota, Metazoa, Chordata, Actinopteri, Salmoniformes, Salmonidae. The record is from the annotation of a GenBank genome assembly.